GGUAGUAGUUGGGGGACCUUUCACUUACACGGGCUCAUACCUUCCUCGGCAUGCUGUGGUUCGCCAAGGUCAGCGUAUUGGUGGUGGCUUGGGUGAACUCUGCAGAAUCCAACCCAUAUUCGCGCUACAGUCCGUGGGUUAAUCCGUGGAUUAGGCAGCAAUCCCAGGCCCACCCUUGUGACGGGAUUUCUGGGAGGAACUCGACCUGGCACGCCAAGGCGGAGACAGUGGGCGUGGUAGUUGUGGGCGGAGGCGUUUCAGGACUGACAGCUGCCAAGACGCUCAUAGACAAUGGCGUUAACGACGUCCUGAUUCUGGAGGCUCAGGAUCGCCUUGGAGGGCGAGUGCAUACCUACAGAAAAGAGGGCGUGGUGGUAGAGGAAGGGGCGGAGUGGAUUCACGGAGGCUGGAGGAACCCCGUCUAUCGCAUAGCCGUGGAGAUAGACGGAGUAGACACCCCCCUGCCCGACGAUGCCUUCGACUGGCGGGUCGUGACGCAAGACGGCGUGGCAACUGACAAGUCACGUUAUGACGUGGUGGAAAACCUGAGGGACAUCUGCGAGAGGUCUGACGACGUUCUGCUGCCUUACUACGGUCUUGCUUACGGCCAAUGCUUCCUCGACAAGUACCAGGAUGAGUAUGGCCCUGGCUAUGACUCGCCGGAAGGAGAGGGUUGGCUACACUACCUCGAGCAGAUCGUGAAUGGCGAGGAAGGCACGGAUAGUUGGCUGGACAUCGCGGCCCGAGAGGCGGACAAGUACCCUGACCUCGGCUACGACUUCCAGUGGAAGAGUGGGUACGAUACCCUAUUCCAGUACUAUGAGGCGAGCAUUCCAGCAAGCAAAAUUAAGCUGAACAGUCCCGUGUGCCGAAUCCUGUGGGACGAAGGUGACGAUAAGGUCCUGUUGGUGACCCAGAGUGGGGAUUCCUACUUGGCUACGCACGUCAUCGUCACCGCCUCCUUCGGGCACCUCAAGGAGCGACACACCAACAUCUUCGAGCCGCCGUUGCCUGAAUCCUUCAGUGUGCACUUCGGGCAUCUUGAUCUGGGAGUGUCGAACAAGAUCCAGCUCGGAUGGACGAACCCUUGGUGGGGAAGCAAACCCCUCGACCUCGACAUUGUCUGGACAUCUCAGGACGUCCCUCUCGACAGGUUAUGGUUGUAUGACAUCGUGAACGUGGCGAGCGUGCACAGUGCCCCCGACGUGCUGCAGAUGUUCGUCAUGGGGAAGGACUCGAAGAACAUGGAAAACCUGCCUGAGGAGACCGUCCUGGAGCACGUCAUGUACCUCCUGAAGAGAGUCACUCUCCAGGACAUCCCACAGCCUGACUUUUUCCACAGAACGAGUUGGUACAAUAAUCCCUGGACUCGCGGAGCAUAUGAGACCUACAUCACCCUCUGGGGCGACCACCAGGGGUUGAAGGGGCAUGAUCCCAUCACAGUUCCUCUUAAGAACUCGCAGGGAAGACAGGUCGUGAUGUGGGCGGGGGAGCACACACACAGCACCCGCUACGGCACGGUCGACGGGGCGUAUGACACAGGCGAGAGGGAAGGAUACAGACUCCUCGAUAUUCUCAAACCAGGAAGGACUGCGUAAAUAAAUACAUCUAAUUACGCUUGCAGUGACUCCAUUCCCUUCCCUUUCUUAAGUAUGUUCUCUGCAUGGCGUUCUUUCAUUAACAUUUAUCAUUUGCUGAUUUUUGUCUCACAGAAUUGCAAUCCCGUUUUGUUAGUGGUAUGAGGAUGCGGAUUUUCCCAUUUGAUUGGCAUGUCUUUAUUUUAUACAGGACGCCUGCACUGUCAUGAGUUGCCAUUGCCAGGUGUUAUGAAUCUUAAAAGGGGUUUCGUGUCCUAGAAAAUUAAAAAGGUGAUCAUUUUGUAUUUAAAUGUAUAACAUAUAUAUAUAUAUAUAUAUAUAUAUAUAUAUAUAUAUAUAUAUAUAUAUAUAUAUAUAUAUCUUUGUUUAGAAGAAAACGGAACCAGUAUUUCAAACUCAAUUCAAACUCGGAUCUUGUAACAUCAUGGCAGAAUACAAAAAAAAGUCAGGAUAACAUUUUUUCAGCAAAAGAACGUAUCAGAAUGAGAAAUGUGUAAUCUGGAAGAAAAAAAAAAGUAAAGCAAUCAUUAAAAAUAUAUGUAUAUAAUAAAAUUGGAGUCGGAAA
Penaeus monodon (black tiger shrimp) is the source of this 2163-nucleotide messenger RNA. RefSeq names its product peroxisomal N(1)-acetyl-spermine/spermidine oxidase-like. Gene Ontology annotation, molecular function: polyamine oxidase activity. The transcript is spliced from 12 exons. The record is from RefSeq and is a predicted model, not a curated record. Lineage: Eukaryota; Metazoa; Arthropoda; Malacostraca; Decapoda; Penaeidae. Bases 51 to 1598 code for a protein of 515 amino acids.